AUGUUUGGAGUUGAAGCUUUGAAAGGUUCGCAGAAGUUCUCAGAAGCCUACUUCGAUGAUAUCAGUAUAAUAAAAGGAGCAAUUAUCGAAAAAGAAACAUUUCUGGCCAACUUAGGACCACUCGCAGAUCUGUUAGAUCAGUAUGCCAGUGUAUGUAAUGAAGUUAUAUCGCUCUUUGCCAAUGUCAUUUUACGAUUAUUCGAAACAGUCAACAAUAUUGGAUCACCGUUGGAAGUCUUUACAAUUUCCAGAUCGAAACGAAUAAGGAGACAUUCUUCAAGCUGUGCUGACGAUGUAAGUCGGAUUACUUGCUGUAUUUGUUUCAUUCAUGAGAAAUCCAUUUUACUGCAGCCUUGUAAUCACAUUUGUGUGUGUGCUCGUUGUGUUGAAGAAUUGUUGGAGGCUUACGAGGAGCCUUUAUGUCCGCUUUGUCGCUCCAUUAUUACAUCUUAUUUUGAUGUCUAUAUUUAG
This is a messenger RNA of Cercopithifilaria johnstoni, 471 nucleotides long. Lineage: Eukaryota; Metazoa; Nematoda; Chromadorea; Rhabditida; Onchocercidae. The record is from the annotation of a GenBank genome assembly.